CCACGGAGCCCCGAAACGGGACGGGAAUAAAAAAAGCCAAGCUGGCUUCUCCCGAGGCGGGAGCUUUGGCGUAGCGUCGGCGCCAUGCAAUGGAGAACCGCGGCUCGGCAGUCCUGAGUUUGGGGCAACUUUUUGCUCCCUUCGGGGAGCACCAGCCCAACGAAGAAGCCGCCUUAGCCCCAGCAUGGCGAGAAGACGCCGAGGAGGAGGAGGAGGCGACGGCGGCGGAGAAUCGGCAGCAACAGCGGGACUGCCCUGGGGCAGCCGCCCGGGAGAAGGACGAGGAGGCGCUGCUGGAGCUGCGCCGUCGCCGCGGCCGCUCCUUCUCGCUGCCGGACAGCCAGUCUUUGGCAGCGGCGCGUUUCUUCCAGAGGAGGCGGCCGCCGGGCGACAGCGACGGGAGCGAGGAUGAGGAGGACGACGGGGCGGCUUUGCCGACGGGGAGCCUCCGCGGCGGCGGCUGCUGCACCAAGUGCAAGAAGCGGGUGCAGUUCGCCGAUUCCCUGGGCUUGUGCUUGGCCAGCGUGAAGCAUUACAGCGCGGCCGAGGAGCCGCAGGUGCCCCACGCCGUGUUGUCCCGCUUGCAGAGCUUCCCCAUGAGGCAGAGGGACUUCGAGGACUUCACCGCCGCCUUGGCCGAGCUGGGGGGUUGCGCGUCGUCGUCGUCGUCUUUUCCUCGGCCGCCGCCUCAGGUCCCGCUCCGGCUCGCGCCCCCGUUGGACGGGGCGGACCAGGAAAACGGCGCCGAGGAGCGUCUGCGGCGGGGCCGCGUCUGCCUGGAGGAGGUGACGGGGACGGCGCUGGCCGGGGCGCCCACGGACGUGCGCGGCGUGGUGAGGGUGCGCAGUUGCCCCGGCUCCAAGGAGGUGACGGUGCGCUACACCUUCAACGAGUGGCUUUCUUUCCUAGACUCUGUGGCUCUGCUGCUCCCCGAUGGGGGGGACCCUCCGGAUGAUGCCUCCGCUCCGGUCGAGCGUUACCAGUUCUCCCUCUGCCUUCCUCCUGGUUUGCCGGACGGGACGGCCGUGCAUUUCGCUAUCUGCUAUCGAAGCCAGCAAGGGGAGCAUUGGGACAACAACGGCGGGGCCAACUAUACCCUCCGCGAUUGCAGCUCCGAGAAGUCAGCAACUCCCCUGUGAUGAGGAGACUCGGGAGGCGGGUGCCGGGCGGCUCUUGCGAGAGCCUGAAAUUGCUCCAGAAACCAGCCUAAGUUGCCUUGUUACUACUACUACUACUACUACUACUACAAUCUCCCGGAGUCCUGCAGCACAGCGUCCUAAGGGCUGAACCUUUCCACGACUUGUCUUUGUGCCCCCUUCUUUCUAGCGGUCCAAACUUGAGAUAGCCGGCCAUACCGUCGCACUUUAGUCAUCGGCACGCCAAGCCUUGCGGGCUUCAAGUUGGACCGAAGAGGCAGCCGAAUGGGAGAAUCGCGGUCCGGCUUAGGAGAGGGAAGCAUGCAUUUGCCUUGUUGCACAAGAAUAUUGAAUGUUUCUGGCACGUUUGGCCUGGAAAACGAGAAUGUGCUUUAAGACGCAUUGGAUAGCAGUUCUGGUGAAGUCUCCUUGGCGGGCAUGGGUAUCUGAGUGGGGAUAUAUCCACUUUUGGGCAUGAAAAAGAGAAUGAACCUACAGUAGGAUUGGAACUUUGCCCCCUUUAAAGCCAUCUGUUGAUUUGGGCUGAUCCUUCCUAUUUUAGGUAGUGACUUCUUACAAACCCUGAAAGAAUGCUGCUCGAAUUCAGAACACUUCUCUGGGAAUUGGAUAACUAGAGCAAGGUUGAAAAAAAAAAAACGUUUGAAUGGGUUUUCCCCCUUGCCUGUUGUGCCUUAGAACAAAGCUUUAUGCAAUCUAUCAGUCUAUAAAGGGUAAGUGAUAGAGAGGUGUGUUGGAAACUACUUAAAGAUUAUUUACACUUCCUAGCAGAAAUUGACCAGGUCUUGAAGAAAUGGUGCAUGGUUUGCAUUGAAAAUUUUAAUGUCUGCUCCAUUAUCCAGGGAUCACAUGUCUUAAGAACAAUUCAUAUUCUGUUUGGAGAUCUGUAUAAGCUGUGAACUAAGUAUGUGAGAACUCAAAUCUGAGUGACUAUUAGUAGGUUGACUCUUGUAUAUGCCUAGACUGUGACCAAAGGAAAAUGAGGUACAACAGUAUCUAAAUGCAACUUGCAUCCCCCCCUCCCCAUUGAAAUGUCCCCGUCUAUAAAAUUAUUACAAGUAAAUUGAUAGCUACUCUCUUGGGUCUUUGGCUGUUCUAUCAGUUAGCCAUAAGUAGUGAGAAUUGCAAAUACAACUAACAUGAUUUUCUGCUUCAUGAUUACUUCAUUCUUUAAAAUGCAGAUUCUAUAUAUCCAAAUCAGUUCAUGAAGUUUAAAAACUUACCUGGCAGUGAUAGAUGGAAUGCACAACACUGAAUUGCAAUUUUAAAGGAACAGUUAAGUAAAUUGUUGAUUAGUUGAAUAGUUUCUUUCAGAUCUCCGCAACUAAGUGGUAAAAAAACUGUUUAGCAAUCAGGUUGAAUUAAGGUCUCCUUAAUGUAAUUCCCUUCAUAUGUAACUGCGCAGAGUUGGCUACGUGAUGGGUGGCUAUAUAAAUGUUUAAAUAAAAUAACACAUUUGAAUAUUUGCCUUUCGAGGACAAAACUGCAGGUAUAUGUGAUAAUGUUCUGCAUUCUAAAUUCCUCGGAUUCCAAUUUGCAGAAUCCUUGGACACUAUUGCCUGUAGUCUAGGAAUCCAGAAUGUUGAAAAAUCUAAUGCAUAUGAAGAAUCUCAGAGAUUCCAAAAAUACUUUUCUAAACUUGGGAUCUUUUUAAAUAAGUCAUUCUCAGCUUCUUUUAGGGGGAAAAAACUUUAGAAAAGUUUCUAGAACUCUUGAAAGAUACAGAUAUACAGGCUUGGUAGUUUGAAGUAACUAAUUUUCUCCUACGAGUAUUUGGGAGAGAAAUACUGUAUAAAAUGCCACAUUUUAUGAGGGUGAGGGUGAGGGUGAAAGGAGAUUAUAAGAGAAGAUAAAAGCUCUGCUUUUUCAAGUUUUGCAAUUGUAAUGUCCUGUGAUUGUAUCUUUUAUUAGGAGGUGUUUACAGGUGUAAACCCUAAGUGCCUUGGCCAGAUGUGGCCUUCAAAUAGCUGUAUUGCCUGUUUACAUAUUGGUGGGGUCCCCUACAUAUGCUGGUGUAUUCCUGUAAAGGAAUAAGCAUUUAUUUUUGUUGUGUACAGCAGUCCUAACUUUUCUAGCUACUUGCUGAUUAACAUCUAUUUAGAAUGUAAUCAUUAUGAACAAUAUACUUUCUUUUUUUAACCUUGAGUAUUACUUUAAAAUUUUAUGGUGCUCCCAAUUGACAAAAGUACAUAUUAAUCGGGCACUCAGCAGAUGAAUAGGGACCAAGAUUAGACUAUAAUUGAAAUUUAAAUGCUAUACAGCCAGUAUGGAAAGAGGCAUAUUGAUUUGUAGUAUUUUAAUUUUUCAAAAAAAAGAAAAAAGGUUCUUGUUGCUGAAGCAGCACAUUUAUUUGUUCAGUAUU
This is a messenger RNA of Notechis scutatus (mainland tiger snake), 3516 nucleotides long. RefSeq names its product protein phosphatase 1 regulatory subunit 3G (gene PPP1R3G). The record is from RefSeq and is a predicted model, not a curated record. Lineage: Eukaryota; Metazoa; Chordata; Lepidosauria; Squamata; Elapidae. Gene Ontology annotation, molecular function: glycogen binding; protein phosphatase 1 binding. Gene Ontology annotation, cellular component: protein phosphatase type 1 complex. Gene Ontology annotation, biological process: regulation of glycogen biosynthetic process.